AUGUCAAGUCUCUGGACUCUCACUUCGCCUUCCCUACCUUUCUUCUCUGAUUUUUAUUCAGAAAUUACCGUCCGAUCUAUAAACCAAGCGAUACUUAUAUCUCUGCUGUUAACGCCAAAUUACCCAUUCGCGGAGACAUUCCCUCCCCGCCUUCUGCUUCGGGAUUAUUGGAAUUACGUUGCAAAUUCAGAUUUUGCCGCGGUUCCGCCCCUUGCAUUUUCUCUCGGUGUGAUCUUUACCGGAUCACCACCGCGCCGACGUUUUUGCCACGCGAUCCCUUCUCUCCAAUUCCCUCUUCGAACUCCGAGCUUCAUCAUGCCUUCUUCCCUUCUCGGAGUAUACAAGUUUUCCCCUUACGUCGUUUCCCAUGGAGUCUUCACUGGCUUCCCGCCAAUUCCCCUCAUGACUACAGUUUUAUUUGACACGAUUCGCGCGCCCUUAGAUACAUAUCUUCUUAAUAUUAGGAACUGCGAUGCCCCCACCCCGUGUCUCUUAAAAUAUCUAUGCCUAUCUCCUUAUUUCUCUUUGGGUCCCAUACAAAUCCCUUUGAUACAAACGGACGAUAGGUCUCCUCUGCCUUGUUCUUUUUUACCACUCUCUCCGAUCUAUCUAUCUAUCUAUCUAUCUAUCUAUCUAUCUAUCUAUCUAUCUAUCUAUCUAUCUAUCUAUCUCUUGUUACUGUAA
Messenger RNA from Acanthosepion pharaonis, 684 nucleotides. The record is from the annotation of a GenBank genome assembly. NCBI's taxonomy places the organism in Eukaryota, Metazoa, Mollusca, Cephalopoda, Sepiida, Sepiidae.